Messenger RNA from Aspergillus ruber CBS 135680, 3800 nucleotides. RefSeq names its product ATP-dependent 3'-5' DNA helicase. The record is from RefSeq and is a predicted model, not a curated record. The transcript has a single exon. NCBI's taxonomy places the organism in Eukaryota, Fungi, Ascomycota, Eurotiomycetes, Eurotiales, Aspergillaceae. Gene Ontology annotation, molecular function: nucleic acid binding; ATP binding. Bases 10 to 3630 code for a protein of 1206 amino acids.
GGCAACGAUAUGGCUGGCUCCAUGUCGAAUUUUGCCUCACAGGCUGUGCUCAAGCGCAAAAGAACAGUCGAUAUCAGUGAUCUUCAGAACAGCGCUUCGCCAUCCACGGCAGAGCAAACUGCAACCGACAGCAAUGCAGAGCCUCAAUAUGAGCCAAGUGAAGCAUUGAAUAAUAAAUUUAAUACUAGAAGAGCAAGAUCUACAGAACUAUCUCCAUUCACACAAACCAACAACAAAGGCACCGACAGCAACAGCACCAAAACAAGCCGUGCGCCUCGCCAGCCCAGAAAACCAAAAGCCUCUUCCAAAAGAACGCCAUCAGCUCCAUGGCCUGAUGAAUUCAAAGACCUUGCACGGACGCAUCGCGCCUUGAAUCUUGUGUACACGUUCUGCUGCACGCGGAAGCAUUUCGCCACUACGUUUAAUAACAUUAAGAAUGCGGUCCAGGCGCAGUUGGGUGGAAAAAGCGAACUGACAGUGGAAGAUAUCGCGAGGAUGAAAGCCCUUUUACCUAGGGCUAUGAGGUUGGAGUAUGUGGAUGAGGCGAGGUUGAAGGUUAUGGCUGUUGGGGAGAAUGAGAUGCUUGAUUACAAGCUGAGGGGGUUCGAGGAUGGGAGUAUGAGCCAAAACAACUGGAUGGGGACAGAUGGAGGGGAAGGGACAGAUGCUGAAGGGAUAAUGGAAGUCCUGUUUUUUGAAUUCCUCGAUGGCGAUUUGAAGCGGGAGACUCAGCCGGUGCGGAGAAAGACGAAGGAAGAAGAUCUGAGAAUGCCGCUCUACAGCCAGAAGCAGAUGCUAAAGUUGAUUGAGAAACGGAAUACGAAAUUUUCAGAUGCUGUUGAUGCGUUCCUGGUUGAAUGCGAGGAUGAGGGUUUGGAGCCAGUCGAGCAAUUGGAGCACAAGAAGGAUAUGAUGGUUCCAUCGCCUCCUGAUAGUGGUGUUGAUACUCCCGCUGCUAUUUUGGCAUCGUCAAAGCCACAACUGCCACGCGAGAUUCCGAGGGAACGAAAAUCCAUAGCUGAGAUCAUCGAAGAGAUUCGAGAACUAGAUUGGUACUCUGCCCAGAUUGUCCCAGAUGGUCACAGGGCCUUCGAUGCUCAGCCAUCUGUCUAUGGUAAUUUAUUGUUCCAGCUUACCCAGAAUAUGGUCGAUGCCCUAUAUAACACCAAGGGUAUUACGCAGUUUUAUUCACACCAGGCCGAAGCAAUCAACCAUCUGCAUGAAGGUCACAAUGUCAUCGUUGCUACGUCCACGAACUCUGGGAAGUCAUUGAUAUACCAAGUUCCCAUGCUGCACGAGCUUGAGAAAGAUCAUAAUAGCAGAGGAAUGUAUAUAUUCCCGACCAAGGCUCUAGCGCAGGACCAAAGACGUAGUUUGAAAGACCUGCUACAGUACAUGGAUGGUUUACAGGAAACCGUUGUGGAAACAUUCGAUGGAGAUACACCCAUGGAAGAUCGCAACCUGAUCCGCGAGGAAGCACGUAUCAUCUUCACCAAUCCUGAUAUGUUGCAUAUUACGAUUCUAUCUCGGGAAAGUGCGUGGCGCACGUUUCUGCAAAAUCUCAAAUUCGUCGUAGUAGACGAAUUGCAUGUCUAUAAUGGCCUAUUUGGCUCGCACGUUGCACUUAUCAUUCGACGGUUACGCAGGCUUUGUGCUGCUGUGGGUAACCAGAAUGUCAAAUUCAUCUCUUGCUCGGCAACCGUCGCAAACCCUGAAGAACACAUGAAGGCCGUUUUUGGCAUUGACGAUGUGAAAUUGAUAGAUUUCGACGGUUCACCCUCCGGCCGCAAGGAGUUCUUAUGUUGGAACACACCCUUCAAGGAUCCAGGAGAUCCGACAUCAGGGCGUGGAGAUUGCGUUGCGGAGACUGCGAAGCUUUUCUGCCAACUAAUCGCACGAGGCGUCAGGGUCAUUGCGUUUUGUCGGGUCAGGAGAUUGUGUGAGAUCCUUCUCCAGGCUGUGAGGAACGAAUUCCAUAACCUUGAGCGCCCCGAAAUCAGUAAACUAGUAAUGGGAUAUCGAGGCGGCUACAGCCCACAAGACCGGAGAAGAAUCGAAAAAGAAAUGUUCGAAGGCCAGCUGAUGGGCAUCGUUGCGACGAACGCUCUCGAACUGGGCGUUGAUAUUGGCUCUCUCGAUGCCGUUAUCACCCUUGGUUUCCCAUAUUCGAUCUCUAACCUGCGCCAGCAAAGUGGUCGAGCCGGACGCAGGAAUAAGGAUUCACUUUCAGUGCUGGUUGGCGACAAAUACCCAACAGACCAGUACUACAUGAAGAACCCCAGUGAGCUAUUCACGAAACCGAAUUGCGAGUUGCAAAUCGAUCUUGCAAAUGAGCUUAUCCUGGAAGGACACGUCCAAUGCGCAGCGUUCGAGAUGCCCAUCCAACCAAAUCAGGACAGCGUCUACUUUGGAGAGAAACUUCCAUCAUUGGCAGCUACUAGACUGGUCAAAGAUGAGUUUGGAUUCUACCAUUGUCAUGAGCGAUUCAGGCCGCAGCCCUCCCGGUACGUCUCUAUCCGGGAUACAGAGGACCAGCACUUUGCUGUUAUAGACACGACUCACGCGAGGAACGUGGUUCUGGAAGAAGUUGAAGCGUCGCGGGCAUUUUUUACAAUAUACGAAGGUGGCAUCUUCCUACACCAAGGCCAAACGUACCUGGUCCAAGAACUCAACACGGACAGACGAUUCGCUCGCGUCGUCCGUGUCCAUGUGGACUGGACCACGAUGCAGCGGGAUUACACCGAUAUCGAUCCAAUCGAGACGGAAGCAAUGCGCUUAACUAGUGACAAGGGCCCCUCUUCUUCAUCUUCAUCACCACCUUCCCAUGUCUACUACGGCUCUGUUCAAAUCCACGCCGUCGUAUACGGCUAUUUCAAAAUUGACAAACGCGGCCGGAUUCUCGAUGCAGUAGCAGUCGACAACCCACCCAUCGACAUCGUCACCAAAGGUAUUUGGCUCGACGUUCCCAAACGGGCCCUCGACAUUCUCGACUCCAGACGUCUGAAUAUCGCCGCUGCGAUUCACGCCGCCGAACACGCCGUGCUCUCUUUACUCCCUACCUUCGUCAUCUCGUCUCCAGGCGACGUCCGCACAGAAUGCAAGGUAGCCAAGAAAGAGCUAGGGAAGAACCUUAAGCUCGCCAAUGAGACCCCUACUGGCAAUGCCAACAUCAACGCUCAUCGACCACGAACUCAAAAAACCAGAGACCUCCAACCGCCAUCCCGAAAACGCCCUGCUCGUCUUACCUUUUACGAUGCGAAAGGUGGAUUCUGCGGUUCUGGGAUAGCUGGUAAAGCCCUCGAGUUCAUCGACGUUCUCAUACGCCGUGCCAUAUCCCGAAUUGAAUCAUGUCAUUGUAUCACGCCCCAAGGCUGUAUUGAGUGCGUCUGCGACGAGCGCUGCAAGGAGAUGAACGUUGUUAUGAGCAAAGCGGGUGCCAGUGUGGUACUGAGGUGCUUGUUGGGUUUGGAAGUUGAUGUUGAUGCCUUGCCUUGGGGGGAGAAAUAUUUCGAAGAUGAGGGGGUUGAUGGUGGUAGUAGUGGUGUUGGCGGGGAAUUGGCAGGUGGGUUGGAAACAGUCGUUGAGGCACAGAAGAUUCCAUGGAAGAGGGGAUACUCGCCUCCUUUGUGACAUUUCGUUGGUUUGAGGUCGUGUUCGCCUCAGCCCGAUAUGACACUAUGUCGUGGUUGCGAUUUCUGUACAGGGUAUUGACUAAAUGACCGGUUCUAUGUACAUCGAUAUCACCAAAUGCAGAUGCAAAUUGGUUCAAAGAGAGCUUCCGUAUCUGUGUAACUUUUCCA